CCGCGCCAGGGCUCGGCCCUAGAGCCGCGUCCGCGUCGCCGCCGCUCGCGCGGGUCCCCUGCCAUGCGCCCCCGCGCCGCCCCCCGCGUCCCCGCCGCGCUCGGGCUCUGCAGCCUCUUGCUGCUGCUCCGGCCCGGGCACGCGUGCCCGGAGGGCUGCGCCUGCACCGACCCGCACACGGUGGACUGCCGCGACCGCGGACUGCCCAGCGUGCCCGACCCUUUCCCCCUGGACGUGCGCAAGCUGCUGGUGGCCGGCAACCGCAUCCAGCACAUCCCCGAGGACUUCUUCAUCUUCUACGGCGACCUGGUCUACCUGGACUUCAGGAACAACUCGCUGCGCUCGCUGGAGGAGGGCACGUUCAGCGGCUCGGCCAAGCUCGCCUUCCUGGACCUCAGCUACAACAACCUGACCCAGCUGGGCGCCGGCGCCUUCCGCUCGGCCGGGAGGCUGGUCAAGCUGAGCCUGGCCAACAACAACUUGGUGGGCGUGCACGAGGCCGCCUUCGAGACCUUGGAGUCACUGCAGGUGCUGGAACUCAACGACAACAACCUGCGCAGCCUCAACGUGGCCGCCCUGGCCGCGCUGCCCGCGUUGCGCACCCUGCGCCUGGACGGAAACCCCUGGCUCUGCGACUGUGACUUCGCUCAUCUCUUCUCCUGGAUCCAGGAGAACGCGUCCAAGCUGCCCAAAGGCCUCGAUGAGAUUCAGUGCUCCUUGCCCAUGGAGAACAGGAGGAUAUUCCUGCACGAGCUGUCGGAGGCCAGCUUCAGCGAGUGCAAGUUCAGCCUCUCGCUCACAGACCUGUUCAUCAUCAUCUUCUCGGGUGUGGCCGUGUCCAUUGCCGCCAUCAUCUCCAGCUUCUUUCUGGCCACCGUGGUGCAGUGCUUCCAGAGGUGCGCCCCCAACAAAGACACGGAGGACGAGGACGACGACGAGGAUGACUGAGCCACCCCCUCCCCUGCCUGGCUCUCCAGAACCCCAGCCGGUGGCUCCCCUCCGAGAAGAGGGGGAAACGCUGAAAGCAGAGAGGAAUCGACCGCACCCUCAGUGGCCCGAGCGGCGCCUGCUCCGAGCAUUGCCCCCUGGGUGCAUCCGGUGAGACCUCCGAGCCCAGAGUUUAGGAUCCGCAGAGCUGAGGAGACCAGGAAGGCUUCCUGGAGGAGAGCCCGCCUCUCGGCUGGCUUAAGGGAUCCGUGUGGGGAGGAGAUGGCCGAGGCAGGCUUCCGAGCUGCCGGCUGAAAACAGCGUAGGGGAUGUGAAGACUAGGAGCCCUCGCCCACAAAGGCGACUCUGUGUCAUCCGUUCCUCCGACCUGGACUUGGGAGGCCAGAAGCUUCCCCUUCCUCCUGAGAGGCAGCAGCCCAGCCGGUGGGGAUAGGAGGUCAGGUCCGUCUCCACGAGAGCAGGACUUCUGCUCCUUCCGGAAUAGGCGUCAGCCACCUUGGGAUGUUACCCAGAGAACGACCCCACGUGUGGCUAAAACAGCAUCGAGGAGAAAGCCUAAGGCCUGGCCAAGGUGUUGGUUGUUAUGUUUGGGUGAGCAGGUUGCAAAAACUUUCCUUGACAGAACUCAGACCCUGAUCCUUUCCCUGAGAGAUGGCAACUCAUAAAGGGACUGUCGUUUCCUACA
Molecule: messenger RNA, 1633 nt
Organism: Phacochoerus africanus (Common warthog)
Lineage: Eukaryota; Metazoa; Chordata; Mammalia; Artiodactyla; Suidae
Gene: LRRC38
Product: leucine rich repeat containing 38
Exons: 2
Coding region: 64-948 (294 amino acids)
Cellular component (GO): voltage-gated potassium channel complex
Molecular function (GO): potassium channel activator activity; voltage-gated potassium channel activity; transmembrane transporter binding
Source: RefSeq, a predicted model, not a curated record